AUGGGCAGCAACGACGACAAGAACAGCUCGACUAACAUCAUCGAUGCUUCGAAGGAUAAACUUGAUGAUCUUGCUAGUGAGCGUACAAAGGUGCUUGAGAAUUUAUGUCCAAGUGUUAGGAAGCGUGUUGAGACGUUACAAGAAAUACAGUCUGAACAUGAUGAACUUGAGAAGAAGUUUUUUGAGGAGAGAGCAGCACUUGAAGCUAAGUACCAAAAGUUGUACGAACCUCUCUACACUAAGAGAUAUGAAAUUGUGAAUGGUGUUAAUGAGGUUGAAGGAAAUACAAUUGAAGCAGAAUCUGAAGACAAGGGAGUCCCUGAAUUCUGGCUGACUGUUCUUAAAAACAAUGUAAUACUUGCUGGAGAGAUAACCGAGCACGAUGAGGCAGCCCUCAAAUUCUUGAAAGACAUCAAGUGGUCUAAAGUUGACAAUCUUAAUGGCUUCAAGCUUGAGUUUCAUUUUGACACCACUAAUCCAUAUUUCAAGAACUCUGUUUUGACAAAGACUUAUGACAUGAUUGAUGAAGAAGAUGAACCUGUUUUGGAGAAAGCAAUUGGUACGGAGAUCGAAUGGUAUCCCGGAAAAUGUUUGACUAAGAAGAUUUCGGAAAAGAAAACAAAGAAAGGAUCCGAAGACACGGAGCCGAGUACUAAAACCGAAGGGUACGAAAGUUUCUUCAAUUUUUUCAGUCCGCCGGUAGUUGCUGAGGAGGAAGACGAAGAUACUGAUGAUGAAGAUGAUGUAUGGAUUUGGUUAAUCAUAAAAGACAAAAUUAUUCCUCAUGCGGUGUCGUGGUUCACAGGAGAGGCUCCUCAGGACGAGUUUGUUGAGAUAGAUUACGAUGAUGAACUUGACGAAGAAGAUGACGAGGAGGUUGAUGGGAAUAAAGAUGAAGACAAGACUGAGAAAAAGAAGAGUGGAGAAGUGCUUAGUGGUGAAGGAAAUUAA
Messenger RNA from Striga hermonthica, 951 nucleotides. Lineage: Eukaryota; Viridiplantae; Streptophyta; Magnoliopsida; Lamiales; Orobanchaceae. The record is from the annotation of a GenBank genome assembly.